Molecule: messenger RNA, 960 nt
Organism: Rosa chinensis
Lineage: Eukaryota; Viridiplantae; Streptophyta; Magnoliopsida; Rosales; Rosaceae
Exons: 1
Coding region: 1-960 (319 amino acids)
Source: RefSeq, a predicted model, not a curated record
AUGAACAAUUUGUGGGAUCAAAUUCGACGGUCUCAGGAUGAGGAUGAUGAAGAGAUGAUGGCCACCAACGCCAUUGUCAUGGCUGCAGUCGCUCAAGAAUCUGGAAACCAACCCCGAGGGCGCGGUUCUCAUCCGGGUCGUGCACCAAAUGAGGAACGAUUUAGAGAAGAAAGGGGCAAAGGUAUGUUGGCCGACUACUUUGUCGAUCGGCCAGUGUUCAAAGAUGCGGAGUUCCGAACACGUUACAGGAUGAGUCUCAAUCUCUUCCAGCGUAUAUCUACUGACCUUUGCCAGUAUGAUCGUUACUUUGUUCAAAGGUCAGAUGCUACUGGCAAAGUCGGACUGCUUCCGGAGCAGAAGAUGACAGCUGCCUUGCGAAUGCUUGCGUACGGUGCAGGGGCAGAUCAAUGUGCUGAGUAUUGUAGGAUGGCGAAAUCCACCUCCGUUGCAGCCCUUCAGCACUUCACACGAAGAAUUGUUGAUCUUUACUCAACAAAAUACCUCCGCACUCCAACUGCAGCCGACCUCAGACGACUUCUUACCAAAGCUGAGAGGAGAGGUUUUCCAAGAAUGAUUGGGAGCAUCGACUGUAUGCAUUGGCAAUGGAAGAAUGGUCCGACAGGUUGGGAUGGAGAAUAUAGUGGUAGGAAACAAAUCCCCACUAUCAUCCUGGAAGCAGUCGCAUCUUACGACACCUGGAUUUGGCACGCAUUCUUUGGAGUGCCUGGGGCAUGCAACGACCUGAACGUCUUGGCAAAGUCUCCAUUGUUUGAUGAGCUUACCGCCGGUAGAGCACCUCUUGUCCAAUUCCAAGUUAACAACAGAGCUCACAAUCUAGGGUACUAUCUCGCCGACGGUAUUUAUCCUCGAUGGGCGACUUUCUUGAAAACUGUUCGAAAUCCUACACGCCCAAGGAAAUUGAGUUUGCAAAGGCUCAAGAGGGGUAUAGGAAGGAUGUAG